Messenger RNA from Solenopsis invicta (red fire ant), 2273 nucleotides. Its product is annotated as CD151 antigen. NCBI's taxonomy places the organism in Eukaryota, Metazoa, Arthropoda, Insecta, Hymenoptera, Formicidae. Gene Ontology annotation, cellular component: membrane. The record is from RefSeq and is a predicted model, not a curated record. The transcript is spliced from 7 exons. Bases 754 to 1449 code for a protein of 231 amino acids.
UUUGAAUAGAAUUUUAUUAUAUUUAUUAACAUAUUAAAAAUUAAUGUCUAAAAAAUAAUAAAAAAUUUUAUUACUAAUAUUCUAUAUGAAAAAUAUAUUUUAUUUUGUUGAGUAAUUAAAACAAAGGUUUUUAUUAUCACUUACUUUAUUUCAAAAUUCGUAUAAAUAAAUUUUUUUCAAAAAUAAAAUUAAGUUGGCUCCAAUACUUCAAUAAAAGUAAACAUUUAUAUUAACUAGCUACAAUAUAAAAUUAGAACUCUAAAGCAGUUUCUUAUUUUCAUUCUUAGCUUCCCAAUAAAAAAGAAAUAAAUCAGAACGUCAAAACAGUUUGCAGUAACAUUAUUAUCCUUGAAUGUUCUGCACAAUUAACUUAAUCACUUAAUAUAAAAUUAUUUUCUGAUCUGUAUCUAGCUAAAUUUGUAGAUGCUGCAAUAACAUUGUUCUUUCGCGUAAUUCAUUAAGGAAAUGAGUUAACGCCCACAUUCAAAUAAUAUCAAUCUGUAAAGUGGACAGAAGCGAGAACAACGGAAACUUUAUUAACUAAUGUGCUAAUUUAAUUUUCACUCAGUGACAGCCAACUCAACGUUGAUUAAUAAAUGAAGAAAGUUGCUGACUCUGCGUAAUUACAAAUUUACAGCCAUGUUUCGCGUUGAUGUCUUUGAAGACCAUUGCAUAAUUGUAAACGAAGUUGUGAUUGUAAAGCACGGUUGUGAACCAAAUAGUUUUAGAAAUAAGAGCAUAUAAGAUACAAAAAUGGAUAGCUGCGGAUGUAUUAUGAAAUCCUUUCUGGUCGCCAUAAAUCUCGUCAUUCUCAUUAUCGGAACUAUCUUAACUAUUGCAAGCGUGUGGGGUCUAAUUGGUCAGUCAUCAUGGAUAGGAGAAGCGGGGAACAAUCGAUUGGCUGCCGUACUUAUCGUUCUAGUGAUUUCCGGAAUCAUCGUGAUGUGUAUCUCUAUCUUCGGAAUAGUUAUUGCCUUGCGUGAAACCAAGUGUAUGCUCCUAUCAUACGCCAUAUUUGCGUUUCUAUUGCUUGUGAUUGAAAUAAUUGGCGGCGUUCGACAAUUCAAUUCCCACAAGGAAAUGAUAAAGUUAUUAGAGAAAGAGAUGGAACAUUCGCUGCAAUUUUACAAUGAUAAUAUAUUUACUCGCAACUUCUGGGACAUGACGCAAUCGGCGUACCAGUGUUGCGGAGUUAAUAGCUGGGAGGAUUGGAAAACACAUGGUCUUAAAGUACCAGACAGCUGUUGUAAAUCUAAUCAGCUAUCGGACUGCCACGCUGACCAACAUAUCAAACAAAUUUUCCAAGUUUACGCGGAGGGUUGCGUAAACAAACUACUAAGCCUCAUGCAGCAUUUUACAAACAUUACGAAUGGUGUUAGCAUUACAGUCUCAUGUCUCUUGUUCUUGGGAAUGAUAUUCUCUUUAGCGCUCUACAAGAAGAUCAAAUAACAGGAUAACAAAAUAUAGUCUAAAGCUGUUUCUAAUAAAACGGGUCGGGGAAGUAGUGGGUCUCCGAAGUCUUUAGAGAAUUCGUGCAACUUUACCAAUCAAUAAAAUUAUUUGUCGUCAUAAACACGAUUGAUCAUAUCGUGAUAAUUAAAAAGAAAAACGGAUUUCUAUCCGAUUAUUCCGCAAGUUUCGCUACUUAAUAACACACAUAGUAUUAUGCGUCAUGAUAAUAUUUACAUUUUAAUAUUAUAUAUAUAUAUAUUUACAAUAUUUUAAUUGUAUAUUGCAUUAUAUUGCAUUCCCAGAUAGCAAAGCCUGCAGAGACUGAUUUUCUUCAGAUCAUGCUAAUGAUUUUUCAUAGCAGAAGGACAACAUAUUACACACAGUCUGAAAUAGCUAAUGAUGUCGGUAAAACAAACGUUAAAAUAUAACUAAUUGUAAGCAUAGAAUACCAGCAGAUUGUUAGCAGAAAUUAUUCAGGAUUAUUUAGAAAUUAUGCAGCUCCUACUCGAUUUCUGCCACCAAUAUGUUGAUAUAAGAUUAGCAAGGUUUGUUAACAGAUCUUCCGCAAACUGAUUUAACAGAUGACUACAGAUCUAUAAUCAAAAUAUAAUCGAAUAUAAUGCCAACCCAUUAAUAAACUGCUAACAUUUUCUUAUUUAAUACUGCUGGACCAGUAUGUUCGCGUAUCAUAUAUGUAUAUAUUUUAUAUUUUGUGCCGUAAUAAAUAUAAUAUGUGUACAUAUAUAAAUGUGAGUUUGUACAUCCCUUUCAAUAAUUACUUACUCUUAAUCGAUCAAACUGAAUCAUUAUAAACUUUUUUA